Acanthochromis polyacanthus (spiny chromis) is the source of this 4438-nucleotide messenger RNA. RefSeq names its product histone-lysine N-methyltransferase SUV39H1. Bases 1466 to 2701 code for a protein of 411 amino acids. Gene Ontology annotation, molecular function: histone H3K9 methyltransferase activity; zinc ion binding; protein binding. Lineage: Eukaryota; Metazoa; Chordata; Actinopteri; Pomacentridae. Gene Ontology annotation, cellular component: nucleus. The transcript has 6 exons. The record is from RefSeq and is a predicted model, not a curated record.
AGUUUUGGAUGUAGGGUUAGCAGGAGAACUCAAUAACGUUUUAUGUACGUUAAGGGGCACUCCAAAAAUCAUUCCUUCUUGGUUGGUGACUACUUUAUCUUUGUCUUUGCGCUUUGUCCCUUUAUCGUUUUGCAUGGUCAAGUUUCGUGACGUUCAGUACAAUCAAGCUGUUUUCUUCAGAUAAAUUAUAGCUUGUUUUUAGCUUAGCUUUAGCUUAGCCGUUUAUCGUCCGCCGUGGAAAAGACUAUUAUCCUUUUACUGACUAUGGGACAACCGUUUCAGACUCCGGUAGGUUGUUUAAACACUGUUCGUAGAUAUUUAUGGCAGCGUAAUAAAACUUACAAAGCAAUAGUGAGGGAUAGAGGGGCUCAGCUGCGAUAACAAGCGUCUGCCUCGGUCGCCAUCUUGGCCGGCCUUUUGACUUUAAUGUUAUGAGCGAUCGAGCAGCCCUGUCCCAAGAUGGCCGCCAUGUGGCGACGUUGCUCCCCAUAGGCUGACAGCCAUAGAUAUAUACAAACGCUAGAUGUCUCAAGACGGAGGCUGAAUCCCAAACCGCCCCCUACACACUCCCCCUCCACUACCGAGUGUCACUCCAAAAGAAGUCACACUCGCAGCUGUGGAGGGCACCUAUUAUUGAAGGGGGAGGGUAUAAAUACGAUCGUCAGGAAUGGGACGCCCUGUCGCCUCACCGGAAAACGGAAGACGUCAUCGCCAUGGUAACACAAAGAUGCCUACUGUCAUGGCUGUAGCGCUGUGGCACAGGUUGCAACUAACAAGGAUCGCUGCUGCUUCCAGAAGACGAAAGCGUCCCACUUUUUUUCACUCACAUGUUUUCCAAUCCUAUUAUCUGGCAUUUCAAAUCCAACAAAUGAAUGAAUAAAUUAAUUCUGUCAGUUGUGUUCAAAUUUUAAGGUGUCAGGGGGUGCACAAUUAAAUCAAACGUCAGCGGAGAAGAAGAUUUGUUUCUUUUGAUUUAUCUUUUUCACCACUCUUUUUGUGAUGUUCUGUCACUGUGAAAAAGGUGUGGGAGAAAUAAUGGACGAAUGUGGAACUCGCAUCAAUAUGUUGUUUCCUCCUUCAUUUCGACGUUGCACUUCCUGAAAAAAUUGUCCAGCGUGAGCAUCGAUGCAGACUCGCUAUUUAAGGGCUGAACAGUCCACUCUCCCUCCGCACUACGCGGUUUGGUACGGCCCUUAAUAUGGAGGACCCUCCCCUGGAACGCGUAAACGGAGGGGUAGUGUGUAGGGAUAGUGUGUAGGGGGCGGUUUGGGAUUCAGCCGAGGUCUCUGCUUCAUCUGCUUAGUGCUGAGUGUAUUGUCUUCCGGCCUACCCGCCCGACUAGUUCUGGACCAAUGAGAGGUCUGACAGGCGGCGCUGGACCAAUGAUCUGCCGUGAGAGACUAUUCCGCUGCUGAACCCUCCCGUCCAAUGCAGUUUCUCUCAUUUUGGCGGCUGAGCAGAAAACAUGGCGGAAAAUUUGAACGAUUGCAGGGUGCCCUGCAAGAUGUCCUGGGAUGAACUAGAAGCCAUGUGUCGCCUAGAGAGGCUGCACAAUGAUCAGCUUGGAGUAAACAGAGCCAACGUGAAUGAGUAUGAAGUGGAGUUCCUCUGUGACUACAAGAAGACUAAGGAAGAGGAGUUCUAUCUUGUAAAAUGGAGGGGCUUUCCAGAAUCUGAUAACACCUGGGAACCCAAGAGGAACCUCAGAUGCCCUAAACUGAUAAAACAGUUCCACCUCGACCUGGACAAGGAGCUGAGGCGCCACAAGAGACGCUGCAUCCCUAAAAAGCUAGAUAAAGAAAUUGCCUUGUUUCUGCUCCAGAAAGCCAAAGUCCGUCAAAGUCUGCAGCGCUGGGAGGCUCAUUUGAAUCAAACUCGCAAUCACCCAGGCCGCAUUUUUGUCAUAAAUGAUGUGGACCUAGAGGGCCCUCCAAAAAACUUCACCUACAUUAACAACUACAAAGUAGGUCAGGGCAUUGUGUUAAAUGAGAUGGCUGUGGGAUGUGAGUGUAAGAACUGUUUGGAAGAGCCAGUGAAUGGCUGUUGCCCUGGGGCCUCCCUGCACCGCAUGGCCUAUAACGACAGAGGACAGGUCCGUAUCCGGCCAGGAAAGCCUAUAUAUGAGUGUAACUCCCGCUGCAGCUGUGGGCCCGACUGUCCCAACAGAGUGGUGCAAAAAGGCAUUCAGUUCAACCUGUGCAUCUUUAAGACAGAGGAUGGCCGUGGAUGGGGUGUCCGCACACUGCAGCAUAUCAAGAAGAACACAUUUGUCAUGGAGUACAUUGGAGAGAUCAUCACAACAGAUGAGGCAGAAAGGAGGGGUCAUGUGUACGACCGCCAAGGCUCUACAUACCUGUUUGACCUGGACUAUGUGGAGGAUGUGUAUACGGUGGAUGCCGCUCACCAGGGAAACAUCUCUCACUUUGUCAACCACAGUUGUAAUCCCAAUCUCCAGGUAUUCAAUGUUUUCAUCGACAACAUUGAUGAGAGGCUUCCAAGAAUUGCUUUAUUUUCAACACGGGCUAUUCGGGCAGGAGAGGAGCUCACCUUUGACUACAAGAUGCAAAUUGAUCCAGUUGACACAGAAAGUACAAAAAUGGACUCUAGUUUCAGUCUUGCGGGGCUCCCCAGCUCUCCCAAGAAGAGGAUUCGAGUGGAGUGUCGUUGUGGAUCAGACUUGUGUCGAAAAUAUCUGUUCUGACACGGAUCUCAAGACUUAUUCGUGUAAAGAUGUGGAAGAAUUGUACAGAUUUUUUUAUAUAUAUAUAUAUAUAUUUUAUGUUAAUGAAAGUGGAGACUCACUGCCACAUUUGUAAUGUGAACAUGGAUCUUCCUAGAUCGAAACCAGACUUUCAAAUGGGUGUUUUUUAAAAAAAAAAUUAAUAGCUUUUUCUUAGAACUGAAAACUGCAUCAGUGCGUUAUAUGAGUACUUGAUUGCAAUGACUUUAGACAUUUUCUCCGUCCCACUUAAAAUUGCAGACAAUACAAAAAUAAAUGAGUAAUUUAAAUCCUCAUAGUGCAUUUCAUCAAGUACAGGAGCACUCUAAGAUGUAUUCUACAAGUACAUGUCAGGUGUUUUUUUUUUUUUUACUGCUUGGGUCUUAGUUUUUAAUUUUAACAGUCACAGUGCUUUGAAAAGCAAGUAAAGAAACGCAAGCAGUCAGAUUGUCAGGAAACAAACCUAAGUUAUACCUAUAUUUUAAGCUCCCUUUGUAGACUUAAUAGUUUGCAACAGUUUAUUCAUUUAUUUUGUAGCAUCUAGUACUAUUCUGUCAAAAGGAUGGCCAAAAGAACAAAAAAUUGAAAUACUGUCAUAAAUUGGAAUUUGAUUUUAAAUGAUUGUACCGUUUACUUUGACAUUGUUGUCUUGAAAUUUAGCACUGAGCUCAGAGGAGAGUUUGUCAUUCUUAAAUGGUUCUCUUUUGUAUUUUGUCAUGAAAGGCUCUCAACAACAGUCACCACAACCUACUAAGCUGAAAAGCAACCAUAGUGAAAGUACAGUAGUUUAGUUUUGCUCGAACAAAUUUGACAAGCUUUUAUUUUGGUAUUGCAGUUUAUAGGCCAAAUUUGGUGUUAUCCUCUAUCAUUUCCCUGUUGUCUGGACUCAUUUGUUCUUUUGGCAGACAUGUUCAUCAUCUCUGGGCAGGGCUUAACUGUCCAACAUUAAAUAGGAUUUUUUUAUUGUUGUUUUUCUGAGAGAUUUAACAUUUUGUAGUUUAAUAUGUAAAUUAUAGUGCAUUUUGUUACUUGUUUCCUUCAGUGUCAGUUCAGUUUUCAUUAUGCUCCAGGUGUUCUGUUUAGUGCAUCAUGGUUUCGGUCCCCUGUAUGCUUCAAAAGAUCUUUUUUUAUGCAAUGUGGCAAGUCGAAGUGUCUUUGACUGUUCUGUUCUGCUUGCAUCCCACUGCCCUUCUAAUGUUUGCUCACGAACUCUGUUUCUUUUGUACAUAUUUGUAGUCUUGAUGAGAUGAAAUGUGUAAUGGAGCGGAAUAUCAUAGUCACUGCUGGUGUUAGGUGUGUUGGUUUAUCCCUAAUUGAUCAGGUAAAAUGAUAGAUGUUUGAAUAGAAGGUGUGAAUGUUGUAUUCUCUAUUUUCACAUGUCCACAUUAUCUCCAAUAAUCCUCACCAACUCCACCACAAUGUACCAUCAGAAGAGGUUUUUCAGAUGAUGUGACAAGGAUUUUCUCUAAAGCACAGUGUGACUUAUGACUAGCUUUUAACAUGUUGCAUGUAAUGUGCCUCUUCAAAGGAUGUAACUUAUGAGAUGAACUUAAACCUGCAGACAUACUGCGGGGAGCGAGUGAUCCUCACCUUAGCUAACUCUGCUGCUCAGUCAUUUUGUGUGUUUUGUGUAUGCAUACUACAUAUGUGCUCUGUCCUUUUUUUUUCCUUUUUCAAUGGCAAUAAAGGGGGAGGAAGUUUAGGCCAUUUGAAAAAUCA